This is a messenger RNA of Sardina pilchardus (European sardine), 1367 nucleotides long. RefSeq names its product TLC domain containing 5b (gene tlcd5b). The record is from RefSeq and is a predicted model, not a curated record. Gene Ontology annotation, cellular component: membrane. Lineage: Eukaryota; Metazoa; Chordata; Actinopteri; Clupeiformes; Clupeidae. The coding region runs from base 1 to 732 and encodes 243 amino acids. The transcript is spliced from 2 exons.
AUGGGAACGGCACUGUUGGUGGCGGGGUUCAGCUGUAGCCUUAUUGGCUGGGUCUUUGUGUACGCUUUCAUUUGCUACGUUAAUGCUCCACGGGGCUACGAAUGGAACUGCAGACUUGUUACACUUUUCCAUGGCAUCCUCAUAGUUUUACUGACCGCUUACAUUGCCUUCAUUGAUGGGCCUUGGCCCUUCACACAUGUAGGGGAAGAGAAUACGCCCAUGCAGGUCUUGACUGUGCUCAUCAGUAUGGGCUACUUUAUUUUUGACAUGGGCUGGUGCAUGUACUUCCGAACAGAGGGCCCCGUGAUGCUCGCCCAUCACGUUCUGAGCGUCAUGGGCAUGCUGCUGACCCUGGGCCUCGGGGAGUCCGGCACGGAGAGCUGUGCCGUGAUCUUCGGGAGCGAGAUCACCAAUCCCCUCCUGCAGACGAGGUGGUUCCUGAAGCGGGCUGGCCAGUACGACACCCUGGCAGGAGACGCUGUCGACGUCCUGUUCAUUUUCCUCUUUGGCCUAGUGCGCAUUGGCAUCGGUGGCUUCCUCCUCGUUGCCGUGGUAACGUCCGCCCGAACUAAGUUGGUGAUCAAGGCGGAAGGGGUGGCCAUCUACACCCUGUCCUGGAUCUUCAUGGUGGACAUCACCCGCUUUGCCAUCCGGAAAAGUUGUGGUAAAUACAGACUCUGGCAGGAGCGCCGCAUACAGAACAGUGUAAACGGAAAGGCUCAUCAGAAUUAGCUCCGACCUUAAAACGGCCAUCCAAUCACACCUAAGUGGCUCCCUAAUGGAAUGAAGGACAGAGUGCAGAGAGAGUAUCAACCAAUUAGCUAGCAUGGAACUCCAUGGAAUAACAUGGAAUUCCUGUCAUUUCUCAGGCAAUUGUUACAGUAAAUAUGUCAGCGACCAUUGCACACUGUGGAAUUAGUAAGCUGUCAAUAGUUUUCAACUGACCAACAAUUGUGACAAUUUUUGGCCUAGGCCUACUAUGUAGUGCUAUAGGCCUAAACUAGUAUGACUAUUCAGAUGCAGCCAUAGUUUAUUUAAUCAGAGAUCUCUGAAGUUUUGUAUGUUACUGUUGUAUGAUUUCAACAUUGGUUGUCAAAUGCUUUAGAUGAGGUAGGCUGUAGGUUUUAUUGUAGUGAAUCAGAGUAUGGAUGGAAUCAGUAUGUAAGACAAUGUGUAAAUGAGUGUUUUUUUCUAAGAUCGUUUAUAUUAAACCUCUUAACGGCUUGAAUAAACUUACAUACCGUACCUCUGAUCAACAAUAUGCUUUAGCUAUUUAAAUGUACGGUACUAUAUGGAUACAGUGUAACUGUAAAAAUGUAAAAGUAAGUGUUUGUAACCUAACUUCCGUAGGCCUACAGCACCUUUUG